CAUUCCUUUUGAUUUACUCCCAUCAAUCUAGAAUUAGGGAGAGGUUUGUUUUUGUUAUGUCACCCUGCCUCCAGUGCAGAACAGGCAGUGAUGCUGAAGCUUUAUGAGGUAUUCGUUUGGCCUGGUUAAACCAGUUGGUCCACUCUUCAAGUGUAUUACUUGCCGCAGUGAGAAUACCAUCAACAGUGAGAAGAGAACAGAGGUAAACACGGUCUCAUCCAGUGAAAACUUGUCUUCAGCAUGGCACAUUAUCACUGCUGACACUGAACAAGGAUUUAAAAGCUCACUGGAUACAAGAUGAUCAUGGGUGCAUCUGGUACCUCUACGAUUUCGCAUGUUUAAUACAGAGGGUGUGGUUAACAAGGUUUGAGAUUUGGAGGAUUUUCUUCACUGUAAAUAUAUACUAGUGAAAUGGCUCUUCGAAGAAGCCUCUCUGACAGCCUGCUACUUGAAGAUGACAAUGUGUCUGUAGAGGGUUUGGAAUACACAGACCUGCACUUGCAUGAAGAUGAUGAAAUUGUGGGUGCCAGUGGUCAGUUUGAACUAAAGAGGAAUGAACAAAAGAAGAAUGAAGCUGUGGACAUUUUAAAGUUGAUUGAUAAUGACAAGGGGAUAACGAAGCAUGGUAUGAAAUCCAGCAAGAGCUUGGAAAGCCUGGAUAUCAAAGCUCCAAAUGAGGUGUGGAAAGAUUCAUAUGACAAGCUCUUCAAUGCUAAAGUCAGGAAAUUCAUGAAAGGAAAUAAAACUGUUAAGGAAAACAGACAUGGCAUACACAAUGGGCCAGUGACAACCCAAACACUUGACCGCAAAAGAGGUCAAGUAAAUGUGUCGGCUUUACUUGAGAAUGCCGAUCGAAUGCGUCUCACUCCAUAUGAAACAGAAUUUGACAAUCAAGUGGGGCCAUUCAUGGUCCAUUAUGAUGCCAAGGAUUCUACAGGUGAAUAUGACUCUGAAAUGUUAGUACAAGGAUCUGACCUGCUGAGAUCAGCAAAGAUCAAAACCAAUAUUUCAAGAGAUGUUCCAUCGCAUCAUUCCACAAAGAACUUGACCAGUGUUGAUAGGGAAAUCAACAUGCGUGGUGGAACAUAUACAGAUCCAAAAAUAGAUGUUGGUAUUAAUGCACCAGAUUCAAAUCUUACACUGACAAAUACCCAAGGAUCUCCUGUGAUGCACCUCACAAAAGGACAUUUUAAAGGCCCAAAAGCAGUGCUUAAUUCUUCUGAUAUGGAUAUGGAUGUACCAUCGGUUAAUGUCAAGAAGCCAAAAUUUAAACUGCCAAAGUUUAGCCUCUCUGGAAACAAGAAUACAGACAUCAGUUAUGAUGGAAGUAUGAAGGGGUCAAAACUGGCAUACCCUGAAGUAGCUGCAGGUUUUAAUGGUUCUGAUAUACAAAUUGAUGGACCAAAGGCUGAUUUCAAAGGUCUAAAAACAGACCUUCCAGACAUGGAAAUGUCAUCUGGAAAACUGAAAACGCCCACUUUCAGCAUGCCUAAUUUUGACCUGUCAGGACCCAAAAUAAAAACACCUGACUAUGAUCUGUCCGCUCCCAAAUUUAAGACAGACUUUGAUUCACCAGACAUCAACAUCAGAGGUCAUAAGCCAGAUAUCACAGGACCUGACAUGGAUGUUGAUAUUCCUGAAGGUACAUAUAAAGGACCAAAUUUCAAGAAACCCAAUCUUGACUUAAAUGCACCUGAUCUCGGCAUAAAUGUUCCUUCUGGUAACCUUAAACUGCCAAAAGUUGGCUUCUCUGGUAGCAAGCCAGAAGAAACUGAUCUUAAAAUCAAAUCUCCAGACCUGAAUCUCAAAAGCCCCAAAAUUAAAGGAGGAAUCGAUGACAUGGACCUGACUCUGCCUCAAACUGAUGUGAAAGGCCCGAACCUAGAUAUCAAAUCACCUGAUGUCGAUGUUAAUGGCCAAUCAGGUAAAUUGAAUAUGCCAAAGUUAAAGAUGCCCAGUUUUGGCCUGUCAGGAUUGAAGGGGCCACAUAUGAACAUGGAUGCUGACAUUGAUAAGCCAGACCUCAAUCUGAGUGCAUCAACUCCCAAACUAAAUGCAGGGAUAAAUAGUCCUGAUAUUGACAUUCAUGGACCUAAUGUUGAUCUCAAAGGUCCAAAAACAGAUCUUACGCUUCCAGACAUGGACAUGCCAUCUGGAAAAAUGAAAAGGCCAACUUUCAAGAUGCCUGAUUUUGGUCUCUCAGGACCUAAAAUGAAAAAGCCUGACUAUGAUCUGACGACUCCAGACAUGGAUCUUUCGGCCCCAAAGUUUAAGGCAGAUUUUAAUUCACCAGAUAUCACGGCACCUGACGUGAAUGUUGAUUUCCCUAAAGGUAAAAUUCAAGGACCAAAUUUGAAAACACCCAAUAUUAACAUGAAUGCACCUGACCUCGACAUAAAUGCUCCUUCGGGUAAACUGAAGCUGCCAAAAUUUGACAUCUCUGGUAAAAAAGCAGAAGGGCCAAAUCUUAAAAUCAAAUCUCCAAACCUAAAUGUCAAAAUCCCCAAAAUAAAGGGAGGAAUCGAUACCCCAGACAUGGAUCUGACUCUGCCUCAAACUGAUUUGAAAGGCCUAAACCUAGAUGCCAAAACACCUGAUAUUGAUAUUAAUGGCCCUUCAGGUAAAUUUAAUAUGCCAAAUCUAAAGAUGCCCAGUUUUGGCCUGUCAGGUUUAAAAGGGCCAAAUAUGAAUGUGAAUGCUGACACUGAUCAGCCCGACCUUAAUUUGAGCGCAUCAACUCCCAAACUACAUGCAGGGUUAAACAGUCCUGAUAUUGAUGUACAUGGACCUAAUGUUGAUCUCAAAGGUCCGAGAACAGACCUUACUUUUCCAGAUAUUGACAAGCCUUCUGGAAAAAUGAAAAUGCCCAAUUUAAAGAUGCCUAAGUUUGGUGUCUCAGGACCAAAAGUAAAGAUGCCUGACUAUGAUCUAAAGACCCCUGAAAUGGAUCUGUCAGCUCCAAAGUUUAAGGCAGACUUUGAUUCCCCAGACCUCAACAUUAAAGGUCAUAAGCCAGAUAUCACAGGUCCAGACAUUAAUCUUGAUUUCCCUAAAGGUAAAUUUAAAGCACCAGACUUAAAGGCACCCAAUCUUGACAUGAAUGCACCUGACUUCGACAUCAAUGCCCCUUCAGGUAAAUUGAAGCUGCCAAAAUUUGGGUUUUCCGGUAGUAAGCCAAAAGGGCCAGAUCUUAAAAUCAAAUCUCCAAAGAUGAAUCUCAAAAGCCCCAAAAUGAGGGGAGGAAUAGAUGCCCCAGACAUGGAUCUGAAUCUGCCUCAAACUGAUUUAAAAGGCCCGAACCUAGAUAUCAAUUCACCUGAUAUUGAUAUUGAUGUUAAUGGCCCUUCAGGUAAAUUUAAUAUGCCAAAGCUGAAGAUGCCCAGUUUUGGCCUGUCAGGUUUGAAAGGACCACGUAUGAAUGUGGAUGCUGAUAUUGAUCAGCCCGACCUCAAUCUGAGCACAUCAACUCCCAAACUAAAUGCAGGAAUAAAUAGUCCUGAUAUUGAUGUACAUGGACCUAAUGUUGAUCUCAAAGACCCAAAAACAGACCUUACUCUUCCAGACAUUGACAAGCCUUCUGGAAAAAUGAAAAUGCCCACUUUAAAGAUGCCCAAGUUUGGUGUUUCAGGGCCAAAAAUAAAGACGCCUGACUAUGAUUUGAAGACCCCUGAAAUGGAUCUGUCAGCUCCAAAGUUUAAGGCCGACUUUGAUUCCCCAGACCUGAACAUUGAAGGUCAUAAAACAGAUAUCACAGGUCCAGACAUGAAUCUUGAUUUCCCUAAAGGUAAAUUUACAGCACCAGACUUAAAGACACCCAAUCUUGACAUGAAUGCCCCUUCAGGUAAAUUUAAGCUGCCAAAAAUUGGGUUUUCAGGUAGUAAGCCAAAAGGCCCAGAUCUUAAAAUCAAAUAUCCAAAGCUGAAUUUCAAAAGCCCCAAAAUGAAGGGAGGAAUAGAUGCCCCAGACAUGGACUUGACUCUGCCUCAAACUGAUUGGAAAGGCCCAAACCUAGAUUUCAAAUCACCUGAUGUUGAUAUUAAUGGCCCAUCAGGUAAAUUGAAUAUGCCAAAGUUAAAGAUGCCCAGUUUUGGCCUGUCAGGUAUGAAAGGGCCAAAUAUGAAUGUGGAUGCUGACAUUAAUAAGCCUGACCUUAACUUGAAUGCAUCAGCUCCUAAACUAAAUGCAGUGUUAAGUGGUCCUGAUAUUGACUUAAAUGGACCCAAUGCUGAUUUUAAAGGCCCCAAAACAGACCUUACUCUUCCAGACAUUGACAAGCCUUCUGGAAAAAUGAAAAUGCCCACUUUAAAGAUGCCCAAGUUUGGUGUCUCAGGGCCAAAAAUAAAGACGCCUGAAUAUGAUUUGAAGACCCCUGAAAUGGAUCUGUCAGCUCCAAAGUUUAAGGCCGACUUUGAUUCCCCAGACCUGAACAUUGAAGGUCAUAAGCCAGAUAUCACAGGGCCAGACAUGAAUCUUGAUUUUCCUAAAGGUAAAUUUACAACACCAGACUUAAAGACACCCAAUCUUGACAUGAAUGCACCUGACCUUGACAUAAAUGCCCCUUCAGGUAAAUUUAAGCUGCCAAAAAUCGGCUUCUCGGGUAGCAAGCCAAAAGCUCCAGAUCUGAAUCUCAAAAGCCCCAAAAUGAAGGGAGGAAUCAAUACCCCAGACAUGGAUCUGACUCUGCCUCAAACUGAUUUGAAAGGCCCAAACUUAGAUAUCAAUACACCUGAUAUUGAUGUUAAUGGCCCUUCAGGUAAAUUGAAUAUGCCAAAGUUAAAGAUGCCCAGUUUUGGCUUGUCAGGUUUGAAAGGGCCACAUAUGAACAUGGAUGCUGACAUUGAUCAGCCCGACCUUAAUUUGAAUGCAUCAACUCCUAAACUAAAUGCAGGGAUUAAUGGUCCUGAUUUUGACAUUCAUGGACCUAAUGCUGAUUUCAAGAGUGCAAAAACCAACCUUGCAUUUCCAGACAUGGACAUGCCUUCUGGAAAACUGAAAAUGCCCACCCUCAAGAUGCCUGAUGUUGAUUCCUCAGGACCCAAACUCAAAACAUCGGGCUAUGAUCUGAAUACCCCUAAAAUGUAUCUGUCAGCUCCAGAGUUUAAGGCAGACUUUGAUUCACCAGACCUCAACAUCAGAGGUCAUAAGUCAGAUAUCACAACCCCAGACUUGAAUGUUGAUUUACCUAAAGGUAAAAUGAAAGAACCAAAUUUCAAGAAACCCAAUCUUGAUUGGAACACUCCAGACUUUGACACUGAUGCACCUUCAAGCAAAUUUAAACUGCCAAAGCUGGGCUUCUCAGACAGCAAGCCAGAAGGACCUGAUCUUAAAGUCAGAUCUCCAAAGCUGAAUCUCAAAAGCCCAAAAAUAAAGGGAGGAAUCGAUACCCCAAACAUGGAUCUGACUCUGCCUCGGUCUGAUUUGAAAGGCCCAAACCUAGAUAUCAAAUCACCUGAUAUUGAUUUUAAUGGCCCUUCGGGUAAAAUGAAUAUGCCAAAGUUAAAGAUGCCCAGUUUUGGCCUGUCAGGUUUGAAAGGGCCACAUAUGAAUAUGGAUGCUGACAUUGAUCAGCCCGACCUUAAUCUGAGCGCAUCAGCUCCCAAAUUAAAUGCUGGGAUUAAUCGUCCUGAUAUUAACAUUCAUGGUCCUAAUGUUGAUCUUAAAGGUCCAAGAACAGACCUUACACUUCCUGACAUGGACAUGCGAUCUGGACAAAUGAAAAUGCCUGCUUUUAAGAUGCCUGAUAUUGGUUUCUCGGCACCCAAAAUAAAGACACCUGACUAUGAUCUAAAGACACCUAAAAUGGACCUCUCGACUCCGAAGAUUAAGACAGAAUUUCAUUCCCCAGACUUCAGUAUCAGAGGUCAUAAGCCAGAUAUCACAGCCCCAGAUAUGAAUGUUGAUUUCCAUAAAGGCAAAAUAAAAGGACCAAAUUUCAAGAAACCCAGUUUUGAUGUGAACGCACCAGACUUUGACAUUGAUUCUCCUUCUGGGAAAAUGAAACUCUCAGGAAACACGCCAGAAGGAACAGAUGUUAAAUUCAGCUCUCCAAAGAUGAAUCUUAAAACCCCCCAAAUUAAAGGAGGAAUUGAUAGCCCUGAUUUUCAUGGGCUGAGGUCUGAUGUUGAUUUUGGUACCUAUACACAAAUGCAUGCUAACAGCUUUGCAGUCCCAAGAGGUAAAACAAAGGCAACCAUAAUGUAUGGUCUUGAUGCUCCCUCAAGAGACGUCAGAAUACCGACUCAUCAGAAAUAUAGUGCCCCAGAAUUUAACAUGCAGGACCCCUAUUAUGACUUGAACAGAGACAUGGAAGUUUCAGGAAAAGCUCAGUGGGCUACAAUGCAAAAACAUGUCUCUGGCCAGACCAGAAUCUCUGGAGUGGGUCCAACAUCUUCAGAUGUUUACUACAAUGAUAUGUCUGGGGCAUUCAGGUCAGGACAUCAUAAAACAAAAGCAAGUAGCUUUGAUAUGGAUGGCAACUGGAACAAUAUAUCAGUGCCUAAAUUUCAAGUUUCAAGAAGUAGAGAAAAUGUAGCUGUGAGAAAUUCAAAUAUGGGAAUGAAUACCAUGCAAAGAUCAGGUGAUAAUGCAGGUUAUUAUAGGAAGAUGGUUCCUAGACGUUAUUACACUACUGAUGAUAUAUGCUACACUUACAAAGGGAUGCCUAGAAGAGAUGGAUGGGGCAACGGGCAAAUUGACCAUAGUCGCAGACAGACAAUGAGACAUCUGCAAAUACAUGCGAUGGAUCUGGAGGUUCCAGAAAGAACUUUGAAAGGGUCGAAAUUUAACGUUCUUAAACUAAUGUAGGAUCAUUAAAAGAAAGGGAUGUGGGAGACAAGAAUGAGCUUGUCCUUAGCAAUCAUGUUUACAGGGCUGAUAAGAACGAAUAGCAUAUUUAAAACUAUAAAAACUUAGAGUAGAUACUGUAAAUGUGCUUGAGCAAACUUAAAACUGAUGAACAAGCCUUUCCCUAAAGGAGAUGUUAUUGAAAUGUUAGCAUAAACUUGCACUUACAGUAUCAUAGAUCAUUAGGUUAUAACUUUUUUAAAGAGUUUAUGUACUAUAUGUAUGUGACAAUAUUAUGUGGAUCUUGCCUGAUUAAAUAUUGUAAAUCAUAUAUAUUUUGUAAAUUAUGUAAAAUGCAACAGUAAUGUAUAAAUACAGUGUGGAUGAAAUAUACACAUGUAAAAAGUUUUGUCUGGAAAACAGUUUGUUUGGAUAAUAUCUCGUUUCUUGCCAACUUUUUGUUUAGUUUUUGCACAUUUUUAGUGCUCAUUGAUACAAUAAGGUACACGUAGGGGGAUUUGUUUUGAUGGAUGUAUAUAAAUAAUUUGUGAAAUAUUCCUACUGACAUUGUUGCUUCAAGAUACAAAAGCAGUUGUUGUAGAAUACUUCAAAUGUUAUGCAAUUAAAAUAUACAUUACAGUGUACCA
This is a messenger RNA of Sinocyclocheilus rhinocerous, 7430 nucleotides long. Its product is annotated as neuroblast differentiation-associated protein AHNAK-like. Lineage: Eukaryota; Metazoa; Chordata; Actinopteri; Cypriniformes; Cyprinidae. Gene Ontology annotation, biological process: regulation of RNA splicing. Gene Ontology annotation, cellular component: nucleus; cytoplasm; costamere. The record is from RefSeq and is a predicted model, not a curated record. The transcript is spliced from 6 exons. The coding region runs from base 412 to 6804 and encodes 2130 amino acids.